Molecule: messenger RNA, 2432 nt
Organism: Pecten maximus
Lineage: Eukaryota; Metazoa; Mollusca; Bivalvia; Pectinida; Pectinidae
Product: eukaryotic translation initiation factor 5-like
Exons: 12
Coding region: 396-1745 (449 amino acids)
Biological process (GO): translational initiation; formation of cytoplasmic translation initiation complex; formation of translation preinitiation complex
Cellular component (GO): cytosol
Molecular function (GO): eukaryotic initiation factor eIF2 binding; GDP-dissociation inhibitor activity; translation initiation factor activity
Source: RefSeq, a predicted model, not a curated record
AUCGCGGAACUUUAAUUCUCUCGAGAACGAAGUCUACAUCCGGGAUCUCGUGACCAGCACAAGUUGGAAUUCUUGGAUUUUGACGAAACAUCUUGGCUCCGUCGGGGCGUUUUUAUAUCGACAUAUUGGGACAAGUCCCAGCAACCUGCGUAGGCAUUACCUCGGCUCCGGAUAUCUUUUUCAUAUAACACCACUUUGACAACCUUUUUUAUGACGUUUUUGAGUAUUGACGGGCCAUUGCCGUGGCACAAAGGAAAGAUUGCUUCCACACAUUCGGAUCAAACUAUAGACCCUUUAAUUAGUUUUAUGAAUUUCCAACGGUAUUGUUGCCAUUUGUUUUGUACGGGCAGUGGAAUUCACAGAAAGCACAGGUCGUCUAACACAAGUAAUUCACAAUGGCUAGCCUCAACAUCAAUAGUGAGGUCACCGACCCUUUCUACAGGUACAAGAUGCCUCGUCUCCUAGCUAAGGUUGAAGGCAAGGGCAAUGGAAUUAAAACAGUCAUUGUUAAUAUGGUUGAGGUCGCCAAAGCAUUGGACCGACCACCAACAUAUCCCACCAAAUAUUUUGGCUGUGAACUUGGCGCUCAAACUCAAUUUGAUUACAAGAAUGAGCGAUACAUUGUUAACGGUUCACAUGAUGCCCAAAAGCUUCAGUUACUUCUAGAUGGCUUCAUUAAAAGAUUUGUGCUUUGUCCAGAAUGUUCAAAUCCAGAAACUAAAUUUACAGUGAAGAAGACGACUAUUGCCCAGCGGUGCAUUGCUUGUGGCUUUUCAGGCCAGGUUGACAUGAGACAUAAACUGACCACAUUCAUCUUAAAGAACCCUCCUGAUUUUGAUCCAUCAGCUGCUACACCAACUAAAGGUGGUAAGAAAAGCAAGAAAGAGAAAUCUAACAAGAAACAUGUGAAUGGGGAUGCUGAUGAGAAGGAUCGUGCUAGCCCUGAGGCAAAUGCUCAGGAACAGAUGGCAGCUCAGCGUGCAAGUGGGGGAGUUGUGGAUGCCCCACCUGAAGUUGAUAAUCAAGAUGAUGAUGGAGAAGACUGGAUUCCAGAUGAAGAUAUAACAGCAGAUGCCAUUAAACAAAGGAUGGAAGAACUCAGUGAUGCUGCAAAGAUUAUGGCCUUGUCAGAUGACCUAGAAAAAUCUCAAGAUGACCGACUGGAAAUGUUUUACCAGUUUGUGAAGUCCAAGCGCGACAGUAACAACAUGGCUGCCGUGGAGAAGGACAUCGUAGCAGAGGCAGAGAGACUGGAAGUUAAGGAUAAAAGCGUUCUGAUUCUGGUAGAACUGCUGUUGGACACAAAGAUCCUGACUCAGAUCAAACAGCAUCGCCGUCUUUUCUUAAGGUUUUGUCAUGAAAACCACAAAGCACAAAAAUACCUGAUGGGAGGACUGGAGCAGUUGGUGGGGAAAGUGCAUGCUGAAUUGUUGCUACCCAAAAUGCCACAUAUUCUUAAGGCCCUGUACGACUCGGAUAUUCUAGAGGAGGAAAUUAUCCUUGACUGGGACAAGAAGGUUUCCAAGAAGUAUGUACAGGACAAGAAAGUGGUUCAGGAAAUACACGAGAAAGCUGCACCUUUCAUUAAAUGGCUUAAGGAAGCCGAGGAGGAGGAAAGUGAAAGCGGGGAAGAGGAUGAGAAUAUUGAGGUUGUGUAUUCAACCUCAGGAAGGGUUGGACAGCAGACGGAGGCACCUGCCGCGCCCGUGGACACUGGUCCAGAGAUCGAUAUUGAUGCCAUUUAAACUUUUAUAGAGUUUUAUUUUAUUAUUCCUUGUAUACAUCCCCCAUUUAGUACACAAGGUCGUGGGAGAAACCUCACUAUUGUAUGCUAUCUUUAAUAUAUAUAUUUAUAUUUGUACAGGAAACUUAAGUACUGCACUUCUUUUCCAAUUCUGGAUAUUCUUUGUUUUGAUUUUUUCUGAAGGAGGCCUUCUUACAUUUACUGUGAUGGAACAUGAUGUGAAUAACUUGGUGGAUUAAAGCUAAUGACAAUGUGAUAUUUUAUUGGACACAGACUGUUACAAGGUGUCGGUGGAAUCUUGUAUAGGGCAAUUCACAUUUAAAAUCAUGCGUGUCAUUUGUAGUACUGCUGUGAAGUCAUUUUUGGGAUUAAUAUUGCAUGUGAUUUGUCAUAAUUGAUUACUUGUACAUACAAAUCAAAUCAUAACAUUUGGAAUGGGCCAAUAAUUAUCAGAUGUACUGGUAUUGUUGUAAGCAGAUUUUGUGCUGUAACUAGACAGAAAAGCAAAUUGUACAGACAUCAUUUUUGUGCUAGCGAGUGCUUAUAUUGCUUUUCAAUUAUAAAAAUGAAUUGUUGACACAUAAUGAUUCCAUCAUUGUUAUCUUUCUUGAAGUUCUUAGAUCUUCAUUGCAGAAAUUUGUAGUAAUUUUGGUCGCAGUGGUGUUAAUAAAAAGUACUGAGAAUGCUA